AUGUCGAACCCAAAUGACGAAGAUCUGCCCUACUGGGGCACUUGCGCCUCUGAUCCCAGCUUUGUCUACGAAAAGCCGAGUCCUUUGAGAAUUGUGAAAGCUAACGAGAACAUGUAUAAGCGGCAUACGGCAAAUCAAUCUAACCAAGAUAGCUCUAAACACAGGCGGUCAAUUCAAGGGGACGGGUCUCUUACAGUCGCCAAGAGGCGCAAGAUCAACCCAGGACAAGCAGAUGCAGACAAAGAAAACUCAAGAUGGCCACAUGAUGACCCGGAGUUACCGCUGGCGCCUCAUGCAACAAGCCGAGAAGAGGAGUCACCACUAUUCAGAAGAAGUCCACCUGUGGCACUGACCGAGUCCUUCAAGACACUGCCUUGGCCGAGGCUAGAACGUUGGUCAACACCACAGAUUACCAUCACACCCGAGGCCACCGCCAUCGAAGAAGGUUGCCAUAGAUUUUGGGUGGCUAUCGAGGUCUCAGUCAGACGUUGGUCUGAAAGUGCGAUGAAAUGUCAACCAGGGGCCUGUCAGGAGCGGCCAGCUCUGUUCACGGAUCUUGCUGGCUUGACGCAACGUGACCAAGAGACAGGGGAUAUUGACGAUGAUGGUGGUCUCAAUGAUUUGGACGUCCAAAUUCUGCCAACGGAAGAAUCCUCGGUUAUUCGCAUUCUUCAGGAACAGCCCUUUCCUAUUCACCGCUUGGACCCCGGAUCAAGCAUCUUUCUUCUAGCUCAAGUGCAGGUCCGUGUCUCAAAGGGUAUGCGGCGAUGCAGACAGAAGUCUUCACGGUUAGAAUCGGACGACCUGAUAGAAGCGCUUAAGGAGGAGUUGGGUGAUUCUACAGUGAGCUACAUGACCGUGCGGCUGUCAUAUCGAAAUUCGGCGUUUCCCAUGUGUCAAGAUAUGGGAAUUGUGGAGGACGACAUGUUCAGCAUGCACAGCAAGAUUGAGACGGUAGCCACAGCCUCCGUGAAACUCCACAAUGCCAUGUCGCUUUGGUCUCCUCCUCCGGUUUCAAGAUCCAACCCACUAUUGCCACUGGUAGAGAGACACUGGGGGGCCACGAACGCCAGGAAGGUAAUGGCACAAGUUGCUGCAGCAAAAUACGGCUCCAAGGAUUCAGAGCAAACGUACUGUUUGCAACAGAAGCAUUCAGAAAAAACUGGUUAUAGCACACAUGUCAAGCCCGCUUGGAAUCAUAGCCCUACGCCUCGGAUUCCUCUCAGAAAGGCAAGCCUUCAACGAGGCUGUACCGAGGGCGAUCUCGAUGAUAGAGAAACGCACUCUCAAUCUCAUCAGAGAUUGAGACAAGGGUCAUCCAGAUGUGGUAGCUAUGCAUCAAGCUACUUGUCGAGGCAGAGUCGUGAAGGUCUGCCAGGGCCGAGAAGCAUUACGGGCGCGGGGGUGAACAAUUCGGCCCAUACACGACCGAAAGAAGAACACACCCGAGAUGGAAGUGAUAUUCCUGCUACCCGAAACCGAAGAACCUUUUCUGGCAAAUCUGACAGCAGCACGUUGUGGAAGAGGCGGUCACUCGGCGCUGACACCCUCAGGGGCUUAUUCCCUUUGAUGGCGGGUUUGUCCAUAACGACAAGGGAGCGGGAAGUGGAGGAGCCCCGAGCAGCAUCGCCAGCACGUAGCAGAGGCAAAAAGGAUGCGAGCAGAUGGGGAUGGGCGGCAUGGUUCUAG
This is a messenger RNA of Fusarium oxysporum Fo47, 1689 nucleotides long. RefSeq lists its product as uncharacterized. The record is from RefSeq and is a predicted model, not a curated record. The transcript is spliced from 4 exons. Bases 1 to 1689 code for a protein of 562 amino acids. Lineage: Eukaryota; Fungi; Ascomycota; Sordariomycetes; Hypocreales; Nectriaceae.